This is a messenger RNA of Laccaria bicolor S238N-H82, 2139 nucleotides long. RefSeq lists its product as uncharacterized. Gene Ontology annotation, cellular component: nucleus; cytoplasm. The coding region runs from base 1 to 2139 and encodes 712 amino acids. Gene Ontology annotation, molecular function: protein binding. NCBI's taxonomy places the organism in Eukaryota, Fungi, Basidiomycota, Agaricomycetes, Agaricales, Hydnangiaceae. The record is from RefSeq and is a predicted model, not a curated record. The transcript is spliced from 7 exons.
AUGAUGUUUAGAAAUUGUAGAUGCGGUCAAGGUUGGGUCAAGGCGCGGCAGCACAACCGACCAGAACGGGGCUUGGCGCAUCACAAGUACAAACAAACGCCCCAAGCUCUUGAACCACGAUUUGGCCUGCUGCAACGACGAUGGCAGACUCAAUUUCAGAGUCUUCCAAUGCAACUCCACGCUCUCGUUCCUGCUCAGCGUGUUUCAGGCGACCCAGCAGCUAUACACCCAUUCCUCGCAGAAAUAGGGAAGGACCGACGCAAAUCGAGUGAGGGUGAGAUUGACACAGGGGCAGCAGCGUUGCAUUUGGCUGUCAGAUGUGCUUCAGUCCAAACCGUUUCCCUGCUUCUUUCUCAUCGAGCCAUAUCGCCCAACGGUGUCCAUCCCUCUGGUUCGGGCACCACACCUCUGCAUCUGGCGGCAUCACUUGGAAGAGUGGAUGUCGUGAACCUGUUAUUGGAGCAAGAAAAUAUCGACGAUAGCUUGAAGGACGCGCAAGGAAGGACAUGCCGUGAGGUCGCGAGAGGAAAAGAGGUAGUGCGGGCUAUCGAUGAACCACCCUCGCCCUCACUCCUCCAGCUGCUCGACUCUCCGCGGAUAUCUUUCGUCGACUUGUCUUAUCUAGACAACGACACGAGCACGUCUCUACUACACGAAGCCGCACGCCGGAAGGAUCUCCGCUUGAUUGAGCUAGCGGUGCGCGCUGGGGCCGAUGUGUUUAUCCGAAAUCGCAAGGGAAAGAUGGCGCAUGAGACGGCUGGAAAGGACGAUCGCGUCCGCGUGUUCUUACGACGAUUUGCAAACCAUGAUAAAACCCUGCUCCCCAAUCCCACACCACCAUCCGAGCCACCCGCUCUGAAAGGCUACCUGAACAAGUACACCAACGUCGCAAAAGGUUACAAUACACGCUGGUUCGUGUUAAAGGACGGUGUCUUAUCAUACUACCGACACCAAGAAGACGAAAGCAUCGCGAGCCGCGGCUCCAUCUCCAUGAAAACCGCCAUACUCAAACCCUCAGAACGCAACAAGUUCGAAGUCCACUCAACUCCUUCGCGAGGACAUCACCACCACUCAAAAUGGUACCUACGAGCCAACCACCCCGUCGAGGCACACCGGUGGACGGAGGCGAUUGGGAAAAGCAUCGAAUGGGCGAAACAGCAGGGGGAGAGGGGCGAACGGAGAAGGAAGAGCGCGGAGAGUGAUUCGAGUGUGGGGAUCAAGUCGACUUACUCCAAGGGCGGCGAGGAUGACGAGGGAGAAGACUUGUCUUCUGCUGCUGAAUCCGACGGUCAGCUACCGCCUCACGAGGCGAAUUUCGAACUGCAUGGAAAUGCUGUGGCAGCGCAGAUGGAGAUGUCCCUCAAACUCCUCUCAUCUUCCCCCCCUGCGGUCAAAGAGUCGUUUGGUGCAGUCAGCGAAAUGAUGACCGAGUUUUGUGCGAUGGCGAGGGAGAGGGAUGAGUGGUGGCGGAAGCAAUUGAGGAAGGAGCGGGCUCGGCAGGCGGUGUGGGAGGAGAGUCUUGCGAUGGUUGUUAAAGAGGGAGAGACGCUUGAGCAGGAGUUGAGGGUGAGGAGUCGGAAGCGGGGGAGUAGGGUCUUUGCUCCGUCUAUAGGAACGGUCAAGAGGCGGCCGUCGUUCUCGAGAAAUGGCCCCCUUUUGCUGGAAGAACCUGCGUCGCCUGUUACACCUCAACUUCCUGCUACACCUGCACGCACCCCGGUGGAACUUCCGGUGGCUUCGCCAAAAGUCCCGAUUGUAGUCGCGGAUGACUGUCUCAACGCGCUGGUCCAAGACGAAGCGGAUACAGACGAAGAAGACGAGUUUUUCGACGCCAUUGAAUCGAACAACCUACCCAACCUCGUCGUGCACGACGGUCUUGCAAGUCCCUCCACCUCAACCAUCCUAUCCAUGCCUAUCCCCGUGCAUAUCAAGAUGGAGCCGUAUGCGGGGUACGCGAAUUUGAGGACGAAGUUGACGUUGAGCGAUGAGAGGCCUAGUACGAGUUUGUGGAGUGUGUUGAAGCAUAGUAUUGGGAAGGAUUUGACGAAGAUUAGUUUUUAUGGCAACAGGGAUCAGCCAGCUUCAAUAUCACGGCUAAGACCGAUAUUUGUACACUGCCGAUUGAUAUGCCGAAGCUAA